AGCCCUUGAUUUGAAAAUGGACUUUUGCCUGGAAUUAAGAGAUUAUGCAGCUGUAAUCUCUUCUUUUCCAAACAAGAAAUAACCCUUCUUUUUCUCCUCAAAAAUAUAUCGACAAUGCCUUCCUCAGUCUCCUCUCUAUAAUAUAUAUGACUGAACCACUACAUAUAUGGUUUGAAGCUCAUUCUGAACCCAUCAAUAGCAAUCAGCCAAACUCUUUCUUUUUCUGCAGAACAUAAAUGGAAUUGCUAAGUGCAAAUAGUGGGAAGCCUUGUCUUGAUCAUUUUCUAUCAUGUUUUAUAGGAUAUUCUAUGUAUGAAUUCGAUUUUGAGAGGACAGUGUGCAACCAUGGUUUUUUCAUGAUGGCUCCCAACCGUUGGUGCCCUGAAACUAAGACCUUACAACGUCCACUUCGCCUUGCAGAUGGCACCACCUCUGUGCUUGCUUCCAUUACACACCCUCCUCAAAAGUUUUGUCUUAGCAUCCAUGUUUAUGGCGUUGAGUACCUUUCUAGUGAAGACAAAGAAAUCAUAUGUCGCCAAGUUAGUCGAAUGCUAAGGCUAUCGGAAAUAUUGAAAGAUUUCUAUAAAAAACAUCCAGAAGCUAAGAAGGAAGAAUUUGGUAGGCUCUUUCGAUCAGCUACUCUCUUUGAAGAUGCUGUUAAGUGUUUUCUCCUCUGUAAUUGCACGUGGAAGAGGACAUUGAGCAUGGCUGAAGCUCUUUGCAACCUUCAACCUACACUAGCUUCUGUUCUAGAAUAUCAAACCUACAAAGCCAAAACACAAGGAAGAACAUUUAUCCCACAUGCAGAAGCAGUGCUGAAAGGAAAAACCAAGGCUAAUAACAAGCGUGCGAAACUUGGACUGAACCCAUCAAUGGAUGGAAUGGCGAAUUUUCCAAGCUCAAAAGAAUUGGCUAUGGUGGAUGUUGAUUAUUUGAACCAGCACUGCAAUCUUGGGCACAGAGCAAAAACUGUUAUUGAUUUUGCUGUAUCUGUUGAGAGUGGGAAACUAAAGCUUAAAGAUUUUGAGGAUCCACUCAUAACAGUUGGAAACAUUGAAAAUGAUAAUUCAUGGAGACCAUACGUGGAUAUAAGCAAGCAACUUAGGAAGAUCAAUGGCCUUGGUCCUUUUACUUGUGCCAAUAUAUUGAUGUGCAUUGGAUUUUACCAUCAAAUUCCAAUAGAUACUGAAACAAUUCGGCUUGUAAGAAAGGUGCAUGGCAGGGAAAACUGCACCAGAAAGACCAUUGAAAAUGAUGUCAAGGAAAUUUAUGGAAAGUAUGACCCAUACCAGUGCUUGGCUUACUGGUUUGAUCUCCUGAAUGACUAUGAGAGCACGUUUGGGAAGCUAAGUGAGUUGCCUAGUUCUAGCUACUAUACUGUCACUGGAAGCAUUAAAUGGAAAGAAAAAGUGGCUGAAAAUAAUGGAGAAUGAGAAGAAAAAAAAAUUGGCAUUUUCAAUUAUGUUGAGAGCAGUGAGAUUUUUCCUAGAUACUUAGGAGCUUAGUUCUUGCUGAUAUUUUGUCUAUUUUUAAUGUUAUUUUGUUUAUUUUGCUGUAAAUCAGUUGGCAUGUUAGUCAACUUGUGUUAGGUUUAAAUCUACUCCUUAAAGUGGUGAAUGUAACCAUGCUUCACCAUGUUUUUGUUACUUUAGUAGUUGGAGCAGGUCUGUUAUAUACCAAAAAGUGUAAGACUUCUAAUAUAUGAAAAAGAUUAAAUGAAGUCUCUCUUACGCAGCUACUGAGAGAAGUUUAUAAGAAGAAUCACUUUUUUCUUUGUUCUUUUCUAGCAAUUUUCAGUUCAGAA
This is a messenger RNA of Hevea brasiliensis (rubber tree), 1804 nucleotides long. RefSeq lists its product as uncharacterized. The transcript is spliced from 4 exons. The record is from RefSeq and is a predicted model, not a curated record. Gene Ontology annotation, biological process: DNA repair; base-excision repair, AP site formation. Bases 237 to 1433 code for a protein of 398 amino acids. Gene Ontology annotation, cellular component: nucleus. Gene Ontology annotation, molecular function: 8-oxo-7,8-dihydroguanine DNA N-glycosylase activity. NCBI's taxonomy places the organism in Eukaryota, Viridiplantae, Streptophyta, Magnoliopsida, Malpighiales, Euphorbiaceae.